Molecule: messenger RNA, 3750 nt
Organism: Abrus precatorius (Indian licorice)
Lineage: Eukaryota; Viridiplantae; Streptophyta; Magnoliopsida; Fabales; Fabaceae
Product: calcium-transporting ATPase 4, plasma membrane-type-like
Exons: 7
Coding region: 188-3298 (1036 amino acids)
Biological process (GO): calcium ion transmembrane transport
Cellular component (GO): intracellular membrane-bounded organelle; membrane
Molecular function (GO): calmodulin binding; P-type calcium transporter activity; ATP binding
Source: RefSeq, a predicted model, not a curated record
ACAGGCCCAUGAAACGUUGCCGUUUGGCAUUCGUGGUGUGGCUCCACCUCUGACUAAGGGGAGAGUCAGACUCAGAAUAAAAAUCACACAUAUCUACCUAUCAUCACAUAUCUUCUUCUUGUUCUUAGUUCUCAAAGGUGAAGUAAAUAGAAACGAAUGCAGUGUGAUAGGUUUGAAGCAACUGGAGAUGGAGAGUUUGCUAAUGAAGGAUUUCGAAUUGGAUCACAAAGAUCGUUCCUCCGAAGCUUUGAGUCGAUGGAGAUCUGCAGUUUCCGCAUGGCUCGUCAAAAACCCUCGCAGAAGGUUCCGCAUGGUCGCAGAUCUCGCCAAACGCAAACAAGCUCUUGACAAACACCGCAAAAUACAGGGAAAGAUUCGGGCUGUUAUCUAUGCUAAACAGGCAGCACAACAUCUAAUGGACGCUAUUGGUCCAGCUGAUUAUAAGCUAUCAGAAAGUACCAAAGAAACUGGUUUUGGUAUUGAACCAGAUGACAUUGCAUCACUUGUUCGAAGCCACGAUUACAAGAACUACAAAAAAAUUGGUGAAGUUGAAGGGAUAAUAGACAAGCUCUCAGUCUCAGUCGAUGAAGGUGCUAGUGGAGAUAGUAUAGAUAGCAGGCAAGAGAUUUAUGGAGUGAACCGUUAUACUGAAAAACCUUCUAAAAGCUUCUUGAUGUUUGUUUGGGAAGCAUUGCAUGACUUAACACUAAUCCUUCUCAUGGUUUGUGCUGUAGUUUCUAUAGCUAUAGGACUUCCUACUGAAGGGUGGCCAAAGGGUGUUUAUGAUGGUCUAGGAAUCAUACUUAGUGUCUUCUUGGUAGUCAUUGUUACUGCUAUCAGUGACUACCAGCAAUCCCUUCAGUUCAGGGAUUUGGACAAAGAGAAGAAAAAGAUCUUUGUUCAAGUCACAAGGGAUGGAAAAAGACAGAAAGUCUCAAUUUAUGAUUUGGUUGUGGGAGAUAUUGUUCAUUUGUCAACUGGUGAUCAAGUUCCAGCUGAUGGAGUAUAUAUAUCAGGAUAUUCAUUGGUGAUUGAUGAGUCAAGUUUGACAGGUGAGAGCGAACCGGUAAAUGUAGACGAGCAAAGACCUUUUCUUCUUUCUGGAACCAAAGUGCAAGAUGGUCAAGGGAAGAUGAUAGUUACAACUGUUGGCAUGAGGACUGAAUGGGGAAAGUUGAUGGAUACUCUAAAUGAGGGAGGAGAGGAUGAGACCCCACUGCAGGUUAAAUUACAUGGGGUUGCUACAAUUAUUGGUAAAAUUGGUUUGACUUUUGCUGUGCUGACAUUUGUGGUGUUGGCAAUAAGGUUUGUGGUUGAAAAAGCAGUUAAUGGUGAAUUUGGUAGUUGGUCUUCAGAUGAUGCAUUGAAGCUGCUAGACUACUUUGCUAUUGCUGUAACCAUAAUAGUUGUUGCAAUUCCUGAAGGAUUGCCAUUGGCUGUGACAUUAAGUCUUGCUUUUGCAAUGAAAAAAUUAAUGAAUGACAAGGCACUUGUGAGACAUCUUUCUGCCUGUGAGACUAUGGGUUCAGCUACUUGCAUCUGCACAGAUAAAACAGGAACAUUGACUACUAACCAUAUGGUGGUUAAUAAAAUUUGGAUAUGUGAUAAGAGCAUGGAGAUUAAUGGUAAUGAGAGUGUUGACAAAAUGAAAACAGAAAUAUCUGAAGAAGUCUUAGGCAUCCUUUUGCAGGCUAUAUUUCACAAUACUUCUGCUGAAGUAGUUAAGGACAAAGAUGGAAAUAAGACAAUAUUAGGAACACCAACAGAAACAGCAUUAUUGGAAUUAGGCUUGCUUUCAGGUGGUGAUUUUGAUGCACAGCGUAGGGAAUAUAAGAUACUUAAGGUUGAACCUUUCAAUUCAGUCCGAAAGAAGAUGUCUGUGCUUGUUGGUCUUCCUGAUGGAGGGGUCCGAGCUUUCUGCAAAGGUGCUUCAGAAAUAGUAUUAAAAAUGUGUAACAAAAUUAUUGAUCAUAAUGGAACAGUUGUUGAUCUAUCUGAUGAGCAAGCAAAGAAUGUCUCUGAUGUUAUAAAUGGCUUUGCCUCUGAAGCUUUGAGAACUCUUUGUUUAGCUGUCACAGAUGUAAAUGAAACUCAAGGGGAAACCAACAUCCCUGAUGAUUGCUAUACUCUGAUAGCCAUUGUGGGAAUUAAGGAUCCUGUUCGCCCUGGAGUUAAGGAAGCUGUUCAAACUUGUUUAGCUGCUGGAAUAACUGUCCGUAUGGUCACUGGUGAUAACAUUAACACGGCUAAGGCCAUAGCUAAAGAAUGUGGCAUACUUACUGAGGGUGGUAUAGCCAUAGAAGGACCACAAUUUCGUGACUUGUCUCCAGAGCAAAUGCAGGAUAUUAUACCAAAAAUUCAGGUAAUGGCGCGAUCCUUACCUCUGGACAAGCAUACUUUAGUAACCCGUUUGAGGAGUAUGUUUGGUGAGGUUGUAGCUGUUACUGGUGAUGGAACCAACGAUGCUCCUGCACUGCAUGAGUCAGAUAUUGGACUUGCCAUGGGCAUAGCUGGAACCGAGGUUGCCAAAGAAAAUGCGGAUGUCAUUAUAAUGGAUGAUAACUUCACUACUAUUGUCAAUGUGGCCAGAUGGGGACGAGCCAUAUACAUAAACAUUCAAAAAUUUGUGCAGUUUCAGUUAACAGUUAAUGUUGUUGCUCUGGUUAUUAACUUUGUUUCCGCUUGCAUCACAGGAUCUGCUCCACUUACAGCUGUUCAGUUGCUUUGGGUCAACUUGAUUAUGGACACACUGGGUGCUUUGGCUUUGGCCACUGAACCUCCUAAUGAUGAACUUAUGAAAAGACCCCCAGUUCGAAGGACAACAAAUUUUAUCACCAAGCCCAUGUGGAGGAAUAUUUUUGGUCAAAGUUUAUAUCAACUAAUUGUCCUUGGUGUUCUCAAUUUUGAUGGAAAGAGGCUACUGAAAAUCAGUGGGCCAGAUGCAACUAUGGUGCUCAACACUCUGAUAUUCAACUCCUUCGUAUUUUUCCAGGUUUUCAAUGAAAUCAACAGCCGAGAAAUUGAAAAGAUAAACAUAUUCAGAGGCAUAUUUGAGAGCUGGAUAUUUUUUAUGGUAAUUAUCUCCACAGUGGUAUUUCAAGUAAUCAUAGUUGAAUUUCUGGGAGCAUUUGCCAGCACAGUGCCUCUAAGCUGGCAAUUCUGGUUACUCAGCGUGGUACUUGGAGCAGUGAGCAUGCCUAUAGCUGCUAUCCUUAAGUGCAUACCAGUUGAAAGGGGAUAUACUAAAAACCACCAUGAUGGUUAUGAAGCACUGCCUUCUGGUCCCGAGAUGGCAUAAAAUAUGGCAAGAGUAUGACUUUGUCCUUUGAUUUUCUUUUGUACAAACAUGGAUGAAAUUUUGGUGUUUGUGGCCGCAUACAUGUUUUUGUCUUUAGUUUUUCAGAAACUAACGGAAAAAAUAGAGGGAAAGUCCACACACCUGAUCUAGUAUUUUUAGGAAGGUAGAAAGAAACUCUUGUCUUGUAAACUACUUUGUAUCCGACCAUGUGCAACACUUUUUGCAUAUGUUGAAAAAUUCAAACCAGAUCAGUCGGUUCAAUACGCGAACUAGCCAAUUAGCCUGUCUAAUCAAUACAAUAGAUUGGUUGUAUAUUUAGGUGCGUUUGAACAAGUUUAUCAAUAACUUAUUAUAAUAGUUUGUGACACAUUUAUAAGAGGUCUAGAGAAGUGUUGUAACGGUACUGGUACGUGUUAAAUUAGAGAUGGCAAAAGGGUAGUGUUCUUGCAAAG